AUGAGUGUGUGGCUCUUUGUCUUGGCAGUUGUGCUCAACUGUGUGAACUUGUUUGCGCAGGUCCAUUUCACAAUCUUGUACGCAGAUUUGGAAGCGGACUAUAUCAAUCCUAUUGAAUUGUGUUCGAAGGUGAACAAACUGAUCACCCCUGAGGCUAUCUUACAUGGCGCUAUAUCGAUAUCAUUUUUGCUGACUGGCUACUGGUUCGUGUUUUUGAUCAACCUCCCAAUGCUUGCCUUUAACGCCAACAAGCACUACAAAAAACUGCAAUUGCUAGACGCCACUGAAAUUUUCAGAACUUUGGGUAGGCACAAGAAAGAGAGUUUCUUGAAACUGGGCUUUUACCUAUUGAUGUUUUUCUUCUACCUAUACAGAAUGAUCAUGGCAUUGAUUGCGGAAUCCGAUUGA
Lachancea nothofagi CBS 11611 is the source of this 408-nucleotide messenger RNA. NCBI's taxonomy places the organism in Eukaryota, Fungi, Ascomycota, Saccharomycetes, Saccharomycetales, Saccharomycetaceae. The record is from the annotation of a GenBank genome assembly.